UUGAGGUUGAAGCUUCAUUCUUUCUAUACGAAGAUAAUAAAAACGUGCAUGGUAAGUUUCGGGAAUUACUUCGAGAGGUUGCCUGUGAAGCUUCCUAAUAACCGCCAUGUGGAGAAGGAGAAGAAGAAGGAGGUGAAAGAAGAGGAGGUGGAGAAUUGGGGGCUUAGAGAGUUGAUCGAUGGUGGUGACGUUGCUCCUGGUAGGAUUCUUCAUAGGAACAACAUUAACAUCGGUUCCUCAAGGUUUGUUUCUUACAACUCCUUUUAA
Molecule: messenger RNA, 267 nt
Organism: Arabidopsis thaliana (thale cress)
Lineage: Eukaryota; Viridiplantae; Streptophyta; Magnoliopsida; Brassicales; Brassicaceae
Exons: 1
Coding region: 49-267 (72 amino acids)
Source: RefSeq, marked reviewed